CGCCGCUUACCGGGUGUCGGAUGGAAGUUCCACAUCCGACCCGUAGCUUUCAUUCCUCACCUGUCCUACUGGAAGAAUCACUCCCCUCUCAAAACCCUAGCAGUAGUUGGAAUUCAGCAAAUACUUAUUUCGCGCCGGCGAGAUGGCGUCGUCCGUGACAGGGCUGGGCUCGGUUCUCAAGCGGAACGAUUCGACGCCGUCGGCGAUGGCGACGGCGACGGCGAGGGAGGACGACCAGCUUAUCAUCACCCCGCUGGGGGCGGGCAAUGAAGUGGGCAGAUCCUGCGUCUUUAUGUCCUACAGAGGAAAGAAUGUCUUGUUCGAUUGCGGGAUUCACCCGGGAUACUCCGGGAUGGCUGCGUUGCCUUAUUUUGACGAGAUCGACCCCUCAACCAUCGAUGUGCUUCUUGUCACGCACUUUCAUCUUGAUCAUGCUGCAUCACUUCCAUAUUUCUUGGAGAAGACUACUUUUAAAGGUCGGGUUUUCAUGACACAUGCUACAAAAGCUAUAUACAAGCUUCUUUUGUCAGAUUAUGUCAAAGUGAGCAAAGUUUCUGUUGAGGAUAUGCUAUUUGAUGAGCAAGACAUUCUACGAUCAAUGGACAAAAUUGAGGUCAUUGAUUUUCACCAGACGCUGGAAGUCAAUGGGAUUCGUUUUUGGUGCUAUACUGCUGGUCAUGUCUUGGGUGCUGCCAUGUUCAUGGUUGACAUUGCUGGUGUCCGGAUUCUCUACACUGGAGACUACUCCCGUGAGGAGGAUCGUCAUCUCAGAGCUGCUGAAAUCCCGCAGUUUUCUCCCGACAUCUGUAUCAUAGAAUCCACUUAUGGUGUACAGUUGCACCAACCACGCCUUAUUCGGGAGAAGCGAUUUACUGAUGUUAUCCAUUCAACAAUCUCCCAAGGUGGUCGGGUGCUCAUCCCUGCUUUUGCCCUUGGAAGAGCCCAGGAGCUGCUCCUCAUCCUUGAUGAGUACUGGUCAAAUCAUCCAGAGCUCCAUAACAUUCCCAUAUAUUAUGCUUCACCCCUUGCUAAAAGAUGCAUGGCUGUCUAUCAGACCUACAUAAAUUCAAUGAAUGAGAGGAUCAGGAACCAAUUUGCCACUUCAAACCCCUUUGACUUCAAACAUAUUAAUCCUUUGAAAAGCAUUGAGAAUUUUGAUGAUAUUGGUCCCUCAGUUGUGAUGGCAAGUCCAGGUGGUCUACAAAGUGGUCUCUCAAGGCAAUUAUUUGAUAGAUGGUGUGCAGAUAAGAAAAAUGCAUGUGUGCUUCCUGGUUAUGUUGUCGAAGGGACCCUAGCGAAAACUAUCACCUAUGAACCAAAAGAAGUCACACUCAUGAAUGGUCUCACUGCUCCUCUUAACAUGCAAGUAUACUAUAUCUCCUUUUCGGCCCAUGCCGACUUUGCACAGACAAGUGCCUUCUUGAAUGAGCUUAUGCCACCAAACAUAAUCCUUGUACAUGGAGAAGCCAAUGAGAUGGGAAGACUUAAGCAGAAGCUAAUUGCUCAAUUUGCUGAUAAAAACAUAAAGAUUUUGUCACCUAAAAACUGCCAGUCAGUGGAGAUGUACUUCACUUCUGAGAAAAUGGCUAAGACUAUUGGAAGACUAGCUGAGAAAACACCAGAAGUAGGAGAAACAGUUAGUGGCUUACUAGUCAAGAAGGGUUUCACAUAUCAGAUAAUGGCACCAGACGACCUCCAUGUCUUCUCUCAGCUGUCCACUGCGAACAUUACCCAGCGAAUUUCUAUUCCUUAUUCUGGUGCCUUUUCAGUUAUUAAACACAGACUAAAGCAAAUUUAUGAGAGUGUUGAGGCUCCUCCUGAAGAGCCUGAUGUGCCAACACUAAUCGUGCAUGAGAGAGUGUCUAUACGGCAGGAAUCUGAGAACUAUUUGACAAUGCAGUGGUCAUCUGAUCCUAUUAGCGAUAUGGUAUCUGAUUCUGUCGUAGCUAUGAUCUUGAAUAUUAGUCGAGAAGGUCCAAAGGUAACGGCUGUUGCAGAAGUCGAAAAGACACAGGAGGAGACAGAGAAAAUGGCUCAUAAAGUAAUCUACAGUUUACUUGUUUCCUUGUUUGGGGAUGUCAAGGUCGGAGAGGAAGGAAAACUGAUUGUCACAGUUGACGGGAAUGUUGCACGGCUUGAUAGAAAGAAUGGUGAAGUGGAAUGUGACGAUGACAGUCUCAAGGAGAGGGUGAAGAUAGCAUUCCAGCGGAUACAGAGUGCUGUGAGGCCAAUUCCUCUUUCGGCAUAAAGUGCCAAGCUGACUAAGAUGUAUUGUUUGGAAGAACUGAUCAUCACUUAAUAGUUUAGUUUAUGAUUUUUCUUGCACUCGAUAUUACUAACCUACUCUUUAGAGUUGUAUGUGGACAAUAUUUGAUCCUUAUAAUUAUUAUUUUUUAAAAAAAAAAAUUGUAUGCGGAUACUGGCUGUUGCUUUAUUAUAAGUUCCACAAAAAAAUUAAGACACGAUGGAGUAAUAACAAAAACGAAAUCCGGAAAAUUUAUUCUUCUAGUCCUUUUGCGUAUGUUCUCAGGUUCUGAUACCUAACUCCGGCCAUCUUCUCCACCUUAACCUGAUGAACAACGUCGGCAGUCGAACACAUACUUGGAAGGAACCGUCCGUUGGUUGCGGUUGCCAGUUGCUUAUCCUUCUUUUUCUUCUUUACCGAUGGUGCAUUUCCUUUUGCUUGGUUUUGUUUUCGUUUGGCGAAAUCAUGAUCUAGUUUCAUCCGUCGAAGGUACUCGAUCUCUCGUGACAUCAACGAUGCGAUGGUCCCUCGAGCCCCAACCUCGACCGGAUUCAGAUUCGGAUCCAGUGUUGGCGUUGCCAUCGCCGUGAACAAUGAUAUCCUCAUAGUGUCCGGUCUUAUACAACCAUGUAGAGUAGCGUAGAAACAGAAAUGCCGAGUUAGGUUGCAAAUUUUGUCUGCCUUUCUUUUUUGUGCUCUGGAAUUGCUUGUGUCUCUCUCUAUUAAUGGACAUUUCCGUUGAUUGGCGUAGACUAGUGGUGUUUCCCAUGACAAUUGUCGGAAGUGCAGUUGGAUUUUUUCUUUCCUCUCUUGCCGGAGGAGUUAAGGAACAUGGUGGUUCGGAUCCUCGACACAAUAAAGUUUUUUUUUUUUAAUUUUGUGCAGAUGAAGUGGGAAGAAAUUGGUUGGAUUAAUUAAUAGAUCUUUUUACCUAAACAAAAGCUUGAUCCUGCAGUGUUGCCAUCGUCGACAUGGCUCCCGCAUCUCGAGGCCGCAAUCUGUCACCGCCACCGUCUUCCAACGCCUGCGGCGCCUUUCUCCAUGAAAUCACCAGCUGCCUACAAGCAGCUCUCCCUGUUUCAUUAUCCUACAUCUUGACGAACCGCUCCAAUGUCUCCCUUUUUUAAUCCCUCCCCUAGGCCUACGCGCGGAGAACGAGGCCUUGAGCCGAGCGACUGCAGCGAUUCCUGGAAACGGAGACCUCACCUCCCCCCUCAUUUCAAUCACCUUGCUACUGUGACGACCGUCUCCCUAGUUGCCGCCCUCAAUGGCGAACUGCCGCUAUCUGUUGAUUCCGCUCUUCAUCCUGCAUUCGGCUCACACUGCGCGCUCCUCCGACCCUCUUCUUUCGCCCAAAGGCGUUAACUACGAAGUGGCGGCUCUGAUGUCGGUGAAGAGUAGGAUGAGAGAUGAGGCCGGGGUGAUGGGUGGCUGGGACAUCUACUCCGUCGACCCUUGCACGUGGUUCAUGGUCGGCUGUUCCUCCGAUGGAUUCGUCAUCUCCUUGUCUGGGGAAAUGGCGAGUAAUAGCUUGUCUGGGACGCUGUCGCCGAGCAUUGGCAACCUAAGUCACCUGCAAACUUUGUAAGAAAUACAACAAGAAAAAAAAAAACUAAUAUUUAGCAUCUCAAAAAAAGUAGCGAAAUGGCAAGCAUUAGAGACAGACUGAAUUAGAUCUUUCUAAUAAUUGAAAAGUUGAGGAAAUAUAGAAGUUGCCCUUGGGCCUCAUUUGCACGCAAGGCCAAUUGCAAAGCUAUAGCUAAGAUUUUUGCUAUCUUACCGUGGAUCAUAUUUUUGCCAAAAAUCACUAUAAUUGUUCACACGUCUCUAAAUCUACAAGUAAGGAUAUGAAUGAACUAUUGGAGCAUCAUCAACGCUAUUCUUUAUCUCAUACUCGUAUUUUUUUACCACUCAAAGACCAUUAAGCUGUUGCAGCCAAAACACCUUCAUUAUUUUCCUAUACAAGAAUAUAUAUUGAUGUUUUUUGGUUUUUAGUGGUAAAAAUGACAAUAUGAAACCAUUAUUAUGUUCAUGAUGCUCUCAUGGAUCCAUUCAUACCUUUCCCCAUUGAUUUUGGCCAAUAGAAGGCUAUCAAAGUAGUUUGGCUAAAACACUUCAAUAAUCAUUAAUCAUUCAUAGUCCUAAUCACAGUGACAAUAUGAGACAACUAUUUGUGAUGCUCCUAAGAGUCUAUACAUGGCCUUUUUUUAUUUUGAUUGCUAGAUGAUGAUUAAGGUGCUUUAAGAUUUUUCAAUGGUCAAAAUGACAAUAAGUGACUGUCUUGCAUUGAUGAUUCUCCCAGGAGUUCAAUCAUGGCUUUACUUUUAGAAUUUUACCACUAGAAGACCAUUAUGAUGAUUUAGCUACCAUUGAAUUUGUUGUGCUUUUAGAAAAUAAUUCAUGCCAUUGUUAAUUUUAGUCACUGAAAGAUCACCAAAAUAUUUUUUGAAAAAAAAAAUUUAGAUGCAUUAAAACGAUUUUAGAUAUUUUGAGAAUCAGGUGUCUUAUAGUUUCCAACUUGUGAUGUGUCUUUUGGUAAAUAUCAAACAUUAAGUGCGCCCUUUCAUAAAAUGACCUAAGAUUUUUAUUAGAAUAACUUGAGAAGAGAGGUAGAUAGACGGUUCUGGCGUUACAUCAAACUACACUAUCUGACCAAAUAAUGAAAAUAUCUUUGAUUUCAGGCUAUUGCAAAAUAACAAAAUAUCAGGUAUUAUUCCUCCAGAAAUAGGAAAGUUGUCACAGCUGAACACCCUUGACAUCUCUGGUAACCAGUUCACUGGACAAAUUCCAAGUGCUCUUGGGCUUCUGUCUCAGUUAGUUUACAUGCGACUUAACCGGAAUGGUUUGUCUGGUCAGAUUCCUGAAGCAGUUGCUAAUCUUUCGGGUCUCUUAUUCUUGUAUGUUCCUUUUCAGAUUAUUCUACACCUCUGUAUUAAUUCCCAAGUAAAUCUUAUGUAUAGAUUAUUGCAGAGAUGUAUCAUUCAAUAACUUAACGGGUCCAACCCCAAAGAUACUUGCAAAUGAUUACAGGUGAGAAUGAUAAAUCCAGAUAUUAUAUAAUUCUUGUCACCUGUCAUUUUGUUGCUUGAGAAGCUUUUAAAAAUUAAUACUACAAUGAAAGUUACCUAUUUUUAACUCUUCGGCCAAGUUUUCUCUAGUUAAAUAAAGAUUGCACUUUAUGCUAUGUUUAAGAUAAAAAAUAUUGCAAUUUGCUCAGUUCCCUGUUAGCUAUUUAACUUUCUUAUGUUUAAAUAUGAUGUAGCAUUUCUUAAGUUAGCAUUGCAUAACUUAUUGUAAGAUAAACUAAAGCUAUAAUUGCACGUUCCAUCAAAUCUUAAUCUUGAUGCUGAUCUAGGCAACUAGAUGUGGUGUUUUUUUUAUUACUCCAGUUUCUCAUUUUGUUUCAACCUUUGCAAGCAGUGGCUUGCAGAAAUAGUGGCUUAUAAUCUUGUAAAAAAUAUUAGAUGGCUGAAAAUUAACCUAAUUAAUGAAACCACCUUGUUCCAUUUACAUCUUGGACUGCACUUUUGUGAGUUGGAAAGGUUGUAAGGAAUAGGACGGUGGUUCAACUUACUAUAGUUGAUUAAUUGUAGUUGUGGGUUGCUAGGAGCAAUAUGUACAACAAGUUUAUUUUACUCAUGUAAUAACGAUAAGAAUGCUAAGAUGGAUGGAAAGGUUAGAAAAACUAAUAUCAGGGGCAAUUAAGUGUAGCUCAAUUAGUUGGUAUGGUUUGAGAGAAAAUAAACUGAGUAGUAUGUACAUAGUCAAAAAAUGAAAAAUUAAUUUUAUAGUUGAAGACUUGAAUUUAUUAGAGUGGUAGAUCCUGAGAGUUCGAUAAAUAUCCGACACAGCACUGGCCAAUAUAAUAAAAAAAUAUUUUAAUUAAUUUGCAUAUUAUUAAUGAUAUACUUUGCUUAGAGCUCAAUCAAGGAAUAAAAUUUAUGUAGCCACUUUCAAAAGUUGGGGCAACCACAGUUUAUUUGAUGUUGUUGAUGAUGAUAGGUCUGUUAGAUUGUUGUUUCUGGGUUGUUUUCCUCCAUUUCUCUGGCAAAUAUUAUCAAAGAUAUCGCUAAUGAAUUAUUUGUAACUCUCUCUGGAAUGUAUAGUCUUGCAGGUAAUAAGUUACUCUGUAACACUUCUCAUUUGCAUGGUUGUGCACUUGUAACGCUAACAAGUAAUGAAACUAGAGCUUUGGAACAUUCUAACAACCAUCAGUUGGCAGUUGCAAUCCCUUUAAGUAUUGGUUGUACCUUAAUAUUAUCUUUGCUACUGCUUGUUUUCUGGUUACGUUGCUGCAAAUGGAGCAUGAAUUUUGCUGGAGAUGGUAUCUUUGAGUAUUCUAUUUUGUGAUCAUGAAGAUAGACUGGUUACUCAUAUACUGAAUUCUCUGCAGAUCAAAACUAUGAAUUUGAAAUGGGACAUUUGAAGAGAUUCCCAUUCCGUGAACUACAAAUCGCAACAGAAAACUUCAGUGCCAAACUUGUAUUAGGUCAAGGUGGGUUUGGAGUUGUUUAUAAAGGCCAUCUCAGAAAUGGAACUGUGGUAGCAGUGAAGCGAUUAAAGGAUCCAAAUUUUACUGGAGAAGUACAGUUCCAAACAGAAGUUGAAAUGAUUGGCCUAGCUCUGCACAGGAAUUUACUCCGACUAUAUGGAUUUUGCAUGACCACAAAUGAGAGAUUGCUUGUGUAUCCUUUUAUGCCAAAUGGGAGUGUGGCUGAUCGUUUAAGAGGUCAGUAGUCUUGUUACUUUGGUUGUUUUGAGAUAUGGGGAUAUAAGGAAUGAUUAUACAAGUCAGUAAACCACAUUAUCAGAUGGUUUUAUCGAGUUUGUAGCUUUGAAUUCCUCGGGAAAAAUUUUCUAGCACCAGAAUUAGUUUGGUUUCUUUCAUGGAAAAUGUAUCUACAUUAUUAUCACUUGACUUGCUCUAGUUGGACAUGCAAGAAAUAUUUUGCCACACAAUUAUAUUGUGAUUAUUCUUUGAUGAUUUGAAUGAUUUAGAGUAUAAUACUUUGCAUUAUGGUUAGUCAGGGAUAUUGUCCCUUGGUUAGAAAUUUGUGCUCUUUUUCCAUCCAUUCAUCUCAGUAAAUGGGUUUCAUUCAUCUAACCGUUUGCAGAUCAUUCUCAUAGUAAACCAUCCUUGGACUGGAACAAGAGAAUGCGAAUUGCAAUCGGUGCUGCUAGAGGGCUCUUAUAUCUGCACGAACAAUGUAACCCGAAAAUAAUUCACAGGGAUGUUAAAGCUGCAAACAUUCUACUUGAUGAAUGUUUUGAAGCGGUGGUAGGAGAUUUUGGAUUAGCAAAACUUCUAGAUAGGAGAGAAUCUCACGUCACAACUGCAGUUCGUGGCACUGUAGGACACAUUGCUCCAGAGUAUCUCUCUACUGGGCAGUCAUCCGAGAAGACUGAUGUUUAUGGAUUUGGCAUCCUACUAUUGGAAUUGAUCAUAGGCCAAAAGACCAUGAGUUCUGGAAACGGUAAUGCCCAGAAAGGAAUGAUUCUCGACUGGAUCAAGACUUUACAUGAAGAGAAGAGAGACCCUGAAUUGGUUGACAAGGAUCUCAACGAUGCUUUUAAUUCUGCUCAGCUUGAAACUGCCGUGGAGGUUAUUCUGCUCUGCACUUCUUCGAAUCCUGCCCUUCGGCCAAAGAUGUCUGAAGUUGUUAAAACACUUGAAUCUAUUUCUGGGCCAGCAGAACAAAGUGAAGAAACUCAUGGGGAGGUAACUUGCUGUAGGUCUUGCAACUCCUCCAGAAGCUCUGAUGGUGCUAAUGAAGCCUCUUCUUUCAUUAUCGAAGCUAUUGAGCUCUCAGGGCCCAGAUGAUUACAACACUUCCAAUCAGAUUUUUAGAACCAAGUGUUUUCUUCUCAUACUUGUAGAUGUAGACGAGUUUGAUCAUCGUGGCUACUGGAAUGACUAAUGAAUGGAAAAAAAAAUGUACAUGAAGAUCUUAGUGUAUUUAGGAUAUAAUUUAAGCCCUCUGAAAGCUGAAUUCAUAUCGAAUUUUGA
Molecule: messenger RNA, 8252 nt
Organism: Zingiber officinale
Lineage: Eukaryota; Viridiplantae; Streptophyta; Magnoliopsida; Zingiberales; Zingiberaceae
Product: cleavage and polyadenylation specificity factor subunit 3-I-like
Exons: 10
Coding region: 143-2248 (701 amino acids)
Biological process (GO): mRNA 3'-end processing by stem-loop binding and cleavage
Cellular component (GO): mRNA cleavage and polyadenylation specificity factor complex
Molecular function (GO): 5'-3' exonuclease activity; RNA binding; RNA endonuclease activity
Source: RefSeq, a predicted model, not a curated record